Messenger RNA from Copidosoma floridanum, 762 nucleotides. RefSeq names its product FCF1 rRNA-processing protein Bka (gene Bka). Gene Ontology annotation, cellular component: small-subunit processome. Lineage: Eukaryota; Metazoa; Arthropoda; Insecta; Hymenoptera; Encyrtidae. The record is from RefSeq and is a predicted model, not a curated record.
GGUGCGAAUAGACACAGCGAAUCUAAAAUGGGUAAAGACAAAAAAACUCGGAAAGUAGUGAUGCAGAGAUUUGCACAGAUGAAAAAAAUGAUUAGUUUAAGUGAUCCAAGAAUUAAGGAAGAAAAACGUGCACCCCCAAAGAAGUCUAAGCCCGAGGAUCCGCAUGUGUUAAAACUCAACAAUGUGCCACAACAAUCUUCAGCUCUGUUCUUUCAGUAUAACGAACAAUUAGGUCCACCUUACCACAUUAUUGUGGAUACUAACUUUGUUAACUUCUCAGUGAAAAACAAACUAGAUAUUAUAGAAAACAUGAGGCAUUGUCUUUAUGCACAUUGUAUACCAUACGUUACAGACUGUGUCAUGGGAGAAAUGGAAAAACUGGGGAAAAAAUACAGAAUAGCUCUAAAAGUUAUCAAAGAUCCAAGGUUUGAAAGAAUACCUUGCAUGCAUAAAGGCACAUAUGCUGAUGAUUGCAUAGUCAACAGGGUAACUCAGCACAAGUGUUACAUCGUGGCGACGAACGAUAAGGAUCUUAAGCGCCGUAUCCGAAAGAUACCCGGAGUGCCCAUAAUGUAUGUGUCGCAGCAUCGUUACACCAUUGAACGCAUGCCUGAUGCCUAUGGAGCGCCAAAAACUUAAUCAAAAAUACCCGAGUAGAGGAGAAAUGAUUCAGCUGGCUUUUCGUCUUUUUCUGCGUCUUCCUACAAUUUACUAACAGAUGGUAUUGAUGAAUUUUUACAUGCAUUAAAAAAAAAAAAAAUA